AUGACGGACGAGGACGUCGACCGUCUAGCACAGGACUUUGCUGCAAAGGUGACGCUGCAUGCGCAGGCCACCCAGGAUAGCGACUGCGAGGAGGAGGCGAGGGAAGAAGGGGCCGGUGGAGGUCCCAUGAUCACAGGCAGCUGCAAGUGCGGCGGCUGUCGUUUUCGGUUCCCCGCACAACAGGUACGGCCCCAGGGCUCCUCGGGCAAGCUGGACAUGGCGAACUGCCACUGCAGCUUUUGCCGUCGGGCGCACGCCGCUGCCUUUGCCUCCUACGUCACCGUGCCCACUGCGGCAGUUGAAAGGCUCAAGGGCUCGGACUUGGUCGAAGCUCGUCGGGAUCGAUGUAAGCACCUCGACGCGGACGUCCUGAGGGUCUUCUGCGGCAAGUGCUUCUCCUCCUUGGCCAUGCUUCCCAAGGUCGGCAAGGAGGUCCACAUCUGUGCCGGCUCACUGGAGUCCGAGAAUCUGCCGCCGGUGCACAGCUUCGUGCCUUGGUGCCAGCAGGAGGCCCCGCCCUUCCUUGGAUUCGUGCCGGCCACGAAGAAGGAGAAGCAGAAGGCCAGGCAAGCUUUGGCGGGACGAGGUGCCAUCAAGGUCGAAGGUGGCUGCAGCUGUGGCGGUUGCCGCUUCGCACUGCCCAGGUUUCCCGAAGAGCUUCAGCACUGCUACUGCAGCAGCUGUCGGAAGCUUUCUGGCGCGGCCUGGCAGACCUGGAUGCCUACUGAGGAGGGGCAGUUGAAAUGGACUGCCAAGGUUGGGCUCAAGAAGGUUCGGACGACAAGCCACGCGAGGAGGCACGUGUGCACGAACUGUGGCGUGUUUAUGACCAUCGUUUACGAUGAAGACGAUGCGGUGUGGCCCUUGGCCGGCGCAUUGGACGACUGCUACACAAAGGAGGAUCUCUGCCUUUGCGUCUCCGACGUGUCGCACAUAUGUGUGAAGUACAAGCAGCCCUGGUGGACGCUUCCCAACGAUGGCCUGCAGCGGAUCAAGGGUGCGAGCUGA
Symbiodinium natans is the source of this 1008-nucleotide messenger RNA. Lineage: Eukaryota; Dinophyceae; Suessiales; Symbiodiniaceae. The record is from the annotation of a GenBank genome assembly.